AUGUCACGGAGGCCGGCCUCAGCGGUCAUUGAUCUAACGUCGGGAUCAAGACAUGCGCUACAGAACCACCAUGGAUACCACUUCAAUACACACCAAGAGCCUACACAAACACAAACGCAUACUAGCCCAGAGAACCCUUCUCGAGGCGUCAAACGGAGGCGAUUAAGUGAUGACACAAUAGGCCUGUACAGCCCGUCUCCGGCUAGGCAUACAUCUUCUUCGUCCGCGCUUGGUGUUGAAGGGGUUGAGUCUGUGGAUCUCACGGAGAUUAAUGAUGACUCUGCUCUGUCUCAGGUUCUGGCCAAGCAGCGUGAAGAUGCGGUCAAGGCGCAGGCUGCUGCAGAUCCGCAGGAAGGACGUACCUCGCUGACGGCCACGAAAUGUGCUAUUUGUAUGGACACGCCGACAGACGCCACCACGACGAUAUGCGGACACAUGUUUUGCCACAAAUGCAUCAUCGACUCCCUGCGCUACGAUGAAGAGCGAUCAGAAGCGACGACGGGCAAAUCGAAUCGAGGCAAAUGCCCUGCAUGUCGAAAACUCAUUUCGCGGCGAGAUGCGCCGGGGCCGAGACGUGAUCUUGUGCCUUUACAGUUCAAGCUGAAGCGACGGUCAUAA
Molecule: messenger RNA, 618 nt
Organism: Talaromyces rugulosus
Lineage: Eukaryota; Fungi; Ascomycota; Eurotiomycetes; Eurotiales; Trichocomaceae
Exons: 2
Coding region: 1-618 (205 amino acids)
Source: RefSeq, a predicted model, not a curated record